AUGGCUCCCAAGAAAGACGACGAGGAAAAGGAGGGGGAUGUGGACUCGGAGGAGGACAACGAGGAGGAGGAUGUGGACAAGGAUAAGAAGGACAACAAGGAGGAGGAUGUGGACAAGGAUGAAGACGACGGCGGGGUUGAAGAAGACGAAAUGACGACGUCGACGUUAACGUUGAUGAAGAAGAGAAGACGACGAGGCAGAAAUGAAGGACAAGAUAAACAACACGGAAACAAACGGCGGUCAUCGAGUAAAAAGUGGCCAUUGAGUACAAACAGCGGUCAUCGAGUACAAACAGUGGUCAUCGAGUACAAACAGCGGCCAUCGAGUACCAACAGCGGUCAUCGAGUACAAACAGCGGUCAUCGAGUACAAACAGUGGUCAUCUAGUACAAACAGUGGUCAUCGAGAUAAAGACGGGACUCCGGAGCGUGGGAAUUGGACCGGGAAGCUGGACUUUCUGCUGUCCUGCAUUGGAUAUGCCGUGGGUCUUGGAAAUGUAUGGAGAUUUCCAUAUCUCUGUUACAGGAAUGGAGGGGGAGCUUUCCUCGUGCCGUACGCUAUCAUGUUGUUUGUGGCCGGAUUGCCUUUAUUUUUCAUGGAGUUGGGACUCGGACAGUUCUGUUCACAGGGCCCGGUCACCGCUUGGGCGAUAAGCCCAUUUUUCAUGGGUAUCGGUUGGGCCAUGAUUAUGAUCAGUGCCAUGGUCUGCACUUACUACAACGUCAUCAUUACGUACUCCGUCUACUACAUGUUUGUAUCCUUUGUCAACCUUGACGACGAGUUACCAUGGCAAAGCUGUGGGAAAGCGUGGAAUACCGAGAAAUGCCGAGAUGAGCCCUACCCAUCCAUGGACGGUAUGAACGAGACCAGCAAGUUUGAAGCUCUGCUAGGACUUAAGGAAUCAGGAUGUGUAACUGGAUUGCUUGCAAACAUCAGCGCCAUGAUGAACUACACAUACAAUGUCGUAGGAGACCUGAAUUCUUCCCUUUUGACUGACUACACGGAGAGCUGUGAUAUCAAGUUCACUACCCCUAGUGCCGAGUUUUGGAACCGCUAUGUCCUACGUUCACAUGAAUCAGGCGGUCUGGAAGACAUAAGCGGUGUCAGUUUGAAGAUUGUUCUUUGCCUACUUUUAUGUUGGGUAUUCAUCUUCUUUUGUCUCAUGAAUGGAGUCAAAUCUUCAGGAAAGGUUGUGUAUUUCACGGCUACAUUUCCUUACGUCAUUCUGAUCAUUCUGUUGAUUCGAGGUGUCACAUUGCCUGGGUAUUACAAGGGGAUUGAGUUCUAUAUCAUUCCGAAAUGGGAGCUUCUCAAGAAUCCCAAGGUAUGGGGAGACGCUGCCACCCAGAUCUUUUACUCCCUAGGUCCAGCAUGGGGAGGUUUAUUGACUAUGGCCAGUUACAACAAGUUUAAUAACAACUGCAUGAGGGAUGCUUUCAUUGUUUCAAUAAUCAACUGUGGAACCAGUGUGUUUGCCGGGUUCGCCAUCUUCUCGUUGUUAGGCUACAUGUCCUAUGUCACGAACGUCCCCGUAGACAAAGUUGCUGAUAGCGGUCCCGGUCUGGCAUUCGUAGCAUAUCCUGAGGGCAUUGCCAAGCUACCAAGUCCUCCAAUCUGGGCAUUCUUGUUCUUCUUCAUGUUGUUCACACUUGGAUGCGACUCGCAGUUUGUGAUGAUGGAAACUGUCCUGAGUGGGAUAUCAGAUGUCUUCCCUAAACAACUCCGGAGCAGGAAAGUGCUCUUCACAUUCGUCGGCUGCAUGAUUGGAUUUUUACUUGGAAUUCCACAGGCUACUAAGGGAGGCAUAUACCUACUUACUCUUGUGGACUGGUAUUCCGGCAGUUACAACCUUAUGAUUGUCAGUUUUUGCGAAAUCGUAUGCAUUUGCUACGUGUACGGUAUAAACCGAUUCCGCAGGGAUGUGGAGAUGAUGUUGGGGAAAACAAGCCCUAUCUUGUGGGCGUAUUUUUACGUCACGUGGUGUUGUAUCACACCCAUUGCUAUUGCUUUCAUCGUUAUAAUGAUGGCCAUCAACUAUGUACCCGCUUACUUGGGGGAUUACACCUUCCCGUCCUUCGCUGAGGUGCUCGGAUGGCUCAUGGCACUGUCUCCUGUUUUGCUUAUCAUCAUUGGCUUUGUUGUGCAGUCCAUUAGGAAAGGAGGGGUUCGCAAGGCACUGAGAAGCGAACCCCAUUGGGGUCCUGCUGCAGAUGAGGAUCGUACGGGAGUUUAUUCUCCUCUUCAUGGCAAUUUUUCUUCAAUCAACGGAGAUUUCCCUGAGAAAGUCGGCUACAAAAACGGUAAUGAGAAUCUCACGGUUGGUAUGGACAACAAGGCUUACCAAGGGGAGAAAAUGUAACAUUCUAAGGACAGGGAACAGCAGUCGUCAGUGUAACCAUAGUACAAUGAUGUGAUGUAAAAAUAUGGAUGACUCAGGAAAACUAGAUUAGUCGGGAAUACCAAAGGAUGCUAUGAGAGCGACUAUUUUUAAGGAAACAACUGUGUCUUUUUACCGGUUAUCACAGAGUUGUCUAGACUACUAACACUAUAGUAAACAAAAAUGCUAAGAAUGUAUAAAUGAUUAUGUUAAUCAGAAAAUACGUUUAAAUGACGAUGCCUUUUCCUGGAACAUCCUUGAUCAAUACAUAAUUUUCAGGAAAGCAUCAUUCAUUCUUCAUCCAGACGAUGAAGCUGAAUCCUGUAAACGCCAGGUUCUAUAAUCAACUCAUUAAACAGAAAAUUAUCGUCUCUCCAUCAUUCACAGGAAUAACUAUUCAGUGAUCUUUAAUGUCUGAAGUUGUGAAUUUCAACAAUA
Messenger RNA from Ylistrum balloti, 2814 nucleotides. RefSeq names its product sodium-dependent proline transporter-like. Lineage: Eukaryota; Metazoa; Mollusca; Bivalvia; Pectinida; Pectinidae. Gene Ontology annotation, cellular component: membrane. The transcript is spliced from 17 exons. The record is from RefSeq and is a predicted model, not a curated record. The coding region runs from base 1 to 2358 and encodes 785 amino acids. Gene Ontology annotation, biological process: sodium ion transmembrane transport.